AUGCAACGACUGGGGAGCACAGGGAGGCUGUUGCUGCUGACGUCACUUCUCCUGGGAGCCGCCGCCGCUGCCAACAGGACAGAGCUGGACGACAAGACAGGGUGGCCGCGCUGCGAGCCGGGCGGCUGGUACACGGUGUCGCACGCCGUCUACUGCGACCGCUACUACACGUGCCAGCACGGCGCGCCAUUCCUGGGCCAGUGCGAGGACGGUCUGGCCUACCAGUCGCGCGCCGGCUGCCGCAUGCUGCACCUCGUCGACUGCAAGGGCCGCCCCAAGCUGCAGCCGGCACGCGGCCACGGAGACUGCCUGCGACUCAACGGUGUGUACGGCGGCGCCUGCACGGCCGCCUACACGCUGUGCGUGUCCGGCAUGGCGACGCCCGCCACGUGCGCACACGGCUACCUGUUCGACAACGCCGCCAAGUCUUGCCGGCGGCCGCGCAACGCGCAGGAGCAGCACUGUGCACAGGGCCCGCAGCAGGUGGACACUCGGCCAGGUGUCCAGCAGCAGGUGGCGCCAGACACGACGCCGACGCCCGUUGCUACCACCACUACCACACCUCAACCUGCCGUCUCCAGCGGGCGACCUGUGGACACCACCACCCUCUCCACCCAGCCUGCAAGCAAUGCCACUACCCAGGAGACCGCGACACAGCCGCCACCUCCUAGCGACCAGAAUCCCUCUGCCGGAUACACACAGCAGCCGUACUAUCCAGACUAUUACUACUACCUGCCCUACUACUACACCAGCAACCAGCCCGCUUUCUACAGCACCAACACUGGCCAGGCUGGCCAACAGCAGCCGUAUAACAACCAGUACCAAACCCCCACGACCACUCAGGAGCCCUACUACCUGUACUAUACACAGCCCUACUACACGGAUACGGCGACUCAGUACUACUGGUCUGCACUGCAGAAUGGGGACUGGUAUUCCUCACCACUGUCAACAUCGGGCCAGUACAGCUCUCUGAGCCCGUCUACUGGCUGCGCUACGACGCCGUCCCCUAUCGGGACUCGGAGCCCGGCCAUUCUAGUUUCGGGCUUCCUCGAUCCGGUCCAGUCCUCUGUGUCAGUGCCACCACCAGUGAAGUCCAAUGCUGUGAGCCAGCUUACGACGUGCACACCGGAUGCACAGGGCUCAUCCAUUCCAGGGUUCUCGUGUCCUGCAAACAACCCAUUCCCGUAUGGCGACCACUCGCGACACGCGUUCCCGGGCUCCUGCCGCCUGUUCAUUAUGUGCUUGCGAGAUGGCUCGCACAAGGUCGGUGGCUGUCCUCCUGGCUACGCCUUCAAUGCAGAGUCCCGCAACUGUGAGGUGGCUACCGCUGUGCCGGGCUGCAGUGGUCGUAUCCUGGGCUCAUAA
Molecule: messenger RNA, 1365 nt
Organism: Schistocerca americana (American grasshopper)
Lineage: Eukaryota; Metazoa; Arthropoda; Insecta; Orthoptera; Acrididae
Exons: 4
Coding region: 1-1365 (454 amino acids)
Cellular component (GO): extracellular region
Molecular function (GO): chitin binding
Source: RefSeq, a predicted model, not a curated record